UGGCAUGUGCGUUGGAAUAUCUCCACCAUGGUUGUCCAUUGCCUGUGAUUCAUUGUGAUUUGAAGCCUAGUAACGACUUGUUGGAUGAGGACAUGGUUGCCCACCUAAGUGACUUUGGCAUUUCAAAACUGCUUUCUGAAGAUGAGAGUGCUUCGUACACUAAAACUUUAGCAACAUUGGGUUAUAUUGCACCAGAGUAUGGACUGGAGGGAUUGGUGUCAACAAAAUGCGAUGUUUAUAGUUAUGGGAUCACGUUGAUGGAAACAUUUACACGGACAAAGCCUAGUGAUGAAAUGUUUGAUGGAGAUCUUAGCUUGAAGCAAUGGGUGAGCAAUUCACUCCCACAUGCAUUAAUGGAAGUUGUCGAUGCCAACUUAAUAACACCACAGGAUAAUCACUUCAUGAAAAAGUUAGAUUGCGUAGUAUCCAUCAUGAAAGUAGCAAUAGAUUGUUGCGUUGAAUCUCCUGAGGGAAGGAUGGACAUGAAAGAUGUUGUAGCGAGCUUAAAGAUGAUUCAGAUUCAAUAUCUUGCAUGAUAUCGUUCUUAUAAGAAACUU
Lycium ferocissimum is the source of this 557-nucleotide messenger RNA. RefSeq names its product probable LRR receptor-like serine/threonine-protein kinase At3g47570. The record is from RefSeq and is a predicted model, not a curated record. Lineage: Eukaryota; Viridiplantae; Streptophyta; Magnoliopsida; Solanales; Solanaceae. The transcript is spliced from 2 exons. Gene Ontology annotation, molecular function: ATP binding; protein kinase activity. Gene Ontology annotation, biological process: protein phosphorylation. The coding region runs from base 93 to 536 and encodes 147 amino acids.